Messenger RNA from Aphis gossypii (cotton aphid), 1669 nucleotides. RefSeq lists its product as uncharacterized. NCBI's taxonomy places the organism in Eukaryota, Metazoa, Arthropoda, Insecta, Hemiptera, Aphididae. The transcript has 3 exons. The record is from RefSeq and is a predicted model, not a curated record. The coding region runs from base 401 to 1171 and encodes 256 amino acids.
GGAAAUCCAGAGAAAUAAUAUAUUAUGUACAUGAAAAACAAAUAACUGAGUGUAAAACUGUAAAAUCACAGAUUUGGGUCAUGGUUUAAGAUAGUCUAUAUCACUAUAACAUAUAGUCUAUAACCUAACCAUGUUUAAUACACGGGUAAAAUAUCUUUAAUUUUAAUAAAAUCAUUACGAUUUUUAAGCUUUUAUAUUUUAUAUUUUUCUCAGCAAAUAGCAAUCGACAUCUGAUUCUCUACCGUGACUGUUCUCGGUAAAUAUCUUUUUUUAUGGUUCUCGGUCUCGUUGACAAUCAAAACAACUAAUUCCUUUUGUCUUUUUUAUCCAGUCCAUUUACAUCUUAGAUUUGUAUAAUAAUUGUUUUUCUUUUAUUCGGUACCUAAUAACUUAAAUUAACAUGCCCAACAAAAAUCAACUACACACCACAGUGGUUCAACAUACAGAUACAACAAACAGUCAGAAACAAUCGAUGAUAUCGUUGCCUGUACGUAGAAAUAUAAAUAACUCAAAAGUCAAAUUUAGUCCAAUCUCAAAAAUAUCACAAAGUUCUUCAAAAACAAUGAACCGCAAUAUAAAUAAAUUUGAAUCAGUAUUUAAUCAGAAAGAACAAUCACUAAUUCCAUUACAUUUAACAAUUUCAAAAGAAUUGACUAUUACCCCUGUCAAUGAUAUAAAAAAUAAUAUAAUAUCAAAGGUAAAAAAAUAUCCUGAAAUUUCUAUUGAUUUAAUUAAAUUUGAGCCAAUAUUUAAAGUUCCUGAACCUCCAAAACUUAAGAACAAAAAUACUAAAAAAAAUAUACCAUCUAAUAUAUUAAAAGAUAAAGAAGCUACUAAUACUAUUAUACUUAAUUCAACUAUGAAUUCAAAUGUAUGUGAAACUUUCAAGCAAAAGCCAAAACAAAUAUUUAAUAAAACUCCAUUGAUAAUAAAGAGUUCAGAUAAAGAUAUUUUAAAAAAUCCAGAAGCUUCUAAUAAAAUGUAUUUCGUCUUAGAACAAGAAGGUGUUCAAAAACCUAGUUCUUCCAAAAUUCUUUCAAAAAAUGUACAAAGUUCUGUGAUUAAAUCAAUAAAUUUAAAAACUGAUAAACCAGUAGAAGAAGUAUCAAACAAUCAAAAUACAAUUAAUGAUCUCGAGAAUAAAGAGUUUUUAAUGGGAUUUAAUAAAUAAUAUUUACACAGUAACGUGGAUAUAGCAAGUUCUCAAAAUUUUACCAAAAAAGAACUACCCAUAAGUAAUUAUUGAAGUUGGCUAUGUUUUCAGAUUUUACAAGAUGUUUAAUACUUAAUUAAAUAUUAAAUUGAUCCAAUGAUAUAAAUUCAGAGUUAGAAUCUUAAUCUUCUUACAGUAGAAAUUCUUUACUGGGUAUUACAUUCGAACAAUUACAAAUACUUAAGUAAUAAAAAAAUAUAUAUAUAUAUAUAAUCAGAAAAUGGUAAGAUUAACAAGACUACAACAUAAUGUUAUGAAUUUAUCCAUUAAGCAAAAAGACAAUCAACUGAAAAAUGUACCCAAAAAUUAAAACAAAUUAAUAAAAUUCAACGCAUCUAUACAAAUAGUAUAAAAGAUUCAACAAAUCUUUAGUCUAAUCAAAAUCAAAAUAGUGAUAAAAGAAAAUCAAAUCAAAAUGGGCUGUAUAAACGACAAAAGAUGGAAGUUCUAGAGGAG